AUGCUAGAUGAGGUGGAGAUGUGGCGCAUGAAGAAGCUGUUGAGGGGUCUUCGUGACAGCCGGGGAAAUGGGACGUCAAUGAUAUCGAUAAUCAUUCCUCCAAAGGACCAAAUAUCCAGGGUUUCAAAGAUGCUCACCGAUGAGUAUGGAACGGCAUCGAAUAUCAAGUCAAGGGUGAACAGAUUGAGUGUUCUUGGGGCCAUUACUUCUGCACAGAGCAAGCUAAAACAAUACAGCAAGACACCACCCAACGGGCUUGGAAUAUUUGUUGGGACUGUUCUCAUGGAGCAGAACAAAGAGAAGAAGGUCAGUGUUGGGGUAGAACCUAUAAAGCCUGUUAAUACAUCUCUGUACAUGUGUGAUUCUAAGUUUCAUGUGGAUGAUCUCCUAGCACUUUUUGAGGAUGAGGUUAAAUACGGAUUUAUUGUAAUGGAUGGGCAUUCCACUAUAUUUGCAACUCUGCAGGGAAAUGUAAAGACGAUUCUGCAGCAAAUACAUGUGGACCUUCCAAAGAAGCAUGGGCGAGGGGGGCAAUCAUCCGUAAGAUUUGCACGUCUUAGGGUUGAGAAGAGAAACGCCUAUGUCAAGAAGGUUGGGGAGAUAGCAGGGAAUCUGUUUCUGACGAACUGUAUUAUGAAUGUCGAGGGUGUUAUAUUGGCUGGACAGUCUGACCUUAAGAAUGAACUGUCUCGGGUGCUAGACAGCCGUAUAAAAGUGAUAAAGACAGUUGACACUAAUUAUGGCGGGGAAGGAGGACUGAAUCAAGCCAUUGAGCUAUGUGAAGAUAUUCUUAAGGAUGUAAAGCUGUCUAAGGAAAAGAAGGUGCUACAAAAAUUCUUCAACGAAAUUAACACUGAAAGCGGCAAGUUUUGUUUUACCAUGAAGGAAACAAUGCAGUGCUUAGAGAUGGGGGCUGUAGAGACACUUAUAGUUUAUGAGAACCUGUCCGAUGUUAGGGAUGAAGAGCUAUUUGUGGAUUGGAUCGCUGAAAACUAUAAGAACUUUGGAUGUACUUUAGUAUUUGUGAGCGACAAAAGUGCAGAAGGGACACAAUUUAUUGAAGGAUUUGGGGGUAUAGGAGGAAUUUUGAGAUACAGGGUUGAUAUGGAAGAUCAAAUGGAUGGAGACUAUUCUUCUGUUGAUGACGACGAGAUAUUUUAA
Encephalitozoon romaleae SJ-2008 is the source of this 1161-nucleotide messenger RNA. Its product is annotated as peptide chain release factor subunit 1. Gene Ontology annotation, biological process: cytoplasmic translational termination. Bases 1 to 1161 code for a protein of 386 amino acids. NCBI's taxonomy places the organism in Eukaryota, Fungi, Microsporidia, Unikaryonidae. The record is from RefSeq and is a predicted model, not a curated record. Gene Ontology annotation, cellular component: cytosol; translation release factor complex. Gene Ontology annotation, molecular function: sequence-specific mRNA binding; translation release factor activity, codon specific. The transcript has a single exon.